Blastomyces gilchristii SLH14081 is the source of this 5951-nucleotide messenger RNA. RefSeq names its product M protein repeat protein, variant. NCBI's taxonomy places the organism in Eukaryota, Fungi, Ascomycota, Eurotiomycetes, Onygenales, Ajellomycetaceae. The coding region runs from base 664 to 4344 and encodes 1226 amino acids. The record is from RefSeq and is a predicted model, not a curated record. The transcript has 3 exons.
CUUUGCUUGUAGAAAGAAGCUGCUUUUAUUCCUGUGUGUUUUUUUAUCCGCCGUUGUUUGUUGAUGAGAAUAAUAAAUAGGCUCUUAAUUAAAUAUCUGCAACAUUAAGUUCACUAUUAUUGUAACAAACCCUUCACAUCCGGUUGAACCAUCUGUAAAUCUGUAACUAUCAUCCAUAAUCUCUCUGUCCAUGCAGUGAUUCUGUUGAAAUUCUCUCUUUAUUUUAUCCUCAAGAAACCAUUAGUUACAUAUCCCCAUCCCAUCUUUGCUUUUUCCUUCCUGUCCUCUGCGCCUCCCGUGACUGGCGCUGACACUAAUCCGUACUUUGUAGUCCAAGCUGCUGUUUCUCGCCCUUUUUUCCACCCUAUUUUUUUUCUCCUUCUCUCUCCUCUCUCCUCUUCAUCUUCCUCCUCUUCUUCUUGUUCUGCUAUUCCCUCUUCUAUCCACCGCCCUCAAAUUCAUCCUCCUCCAACCAUUGCCCUUAUGUACUGGCUCUGACUGGGAACCUCCCCAAAGUCCCAGUCAAUUGUCCUCGUCUUGUUCCCUGCACUCCCUCUCUCCCCCUCGUACCCCGACCAAGCUUGGACCCCCCCCCCCCCCCCCCCCCCUCCCCUAAUUAAGUGCUCACAAACUACACCCAAAGAUCCCUCCAAUCCCCAUAACAUGGCAUCGAUGGAAGAGCCUUUGAUUCCGGCUGCUGAGCCCUCUUUGCCGGAAUCCUCAGUUGAUGAGACUGUGGCUACCUCUGCUCCCACCGAUGAAAAUGAGCCGCCCGCGGAAGAGCCUGCUGAACAGAUCCCCUCGAGCCCUGCUCCCGUAAAGGAGAGGACAACAAUUGCUGUAUCCCCCCGCCAGAAGACUGGCACAAGUGCUGCUCCCAAACGCCCUGGAACUGCUACCACUACCGCUACGAAACGUCCCGCUGGCUUUACAUCAACCGUCACUUCUAAGCUAGCCUCUGCCACUACGAGGGGAACCACUGGAAGCACCCUUAAUCGACCCCCCACCCGGCCCCCCGUGACGUCUACCACCGCUCGCAAGCCAGCAUCCACGGCUACUACUACUACAACCCAUAGACAACGUGCAUCUUUAGGCAGCUCCGCAGAUGAGAGAGGCAAAUCUAUCGCCAGUUCAGGGGAUGAAAGCAAACGGGCUGGCAUUUCAGCCACGGUGAAGAGGGCCUCUCUCACAAGUUCUGUGUCUUCUAGAGCACCCGCAAGAACUACUUCGGAACGUAGGUCAACAAUUACCCCAUCGUCCGCCGAAAAGAGACCUACAACAAGUCGUCCAUCCACCGCCCAAAGCCCUGCGAAGCCAACCACCACGACUACGCGGGUUUCUGCUACCGCUACUUCCAAGACAGUGGCGCCUACCACCACCUCGCGGACUACAAGACCGAUUUCCGGUACUGCUACGAAAUCUACGGCUUCUACAACUUCUGAGUCUAAGAGGCGAAUGAGUUCCUUGUCGACAACGAAAAAGCCGUCCAUUGACACCGGCAAACCGGUAGAGAAGAAGCUCAUUGCCAAGUCUGCCGCGUUACAGGAAAAGAUCAAGGAGUAUGAAGCCCUCCGUGAACUGCUGCAGGCAGCAAUUGCAGCGGAGGAAGCUGGCAACGACGAGAAACGCGAUGAGAUUCAGGGUGAGAUAGACGGUGAUAUCGCUCAGCUGAAGGGCAGCUUGGAUACUGUCAGGGAAGGCGAUGAGUCCACCGGCGCAAGCAAGCUUGCUGAGCUCCAAGCUCGACUUGCAGACAGCGAAGCUAAGGUGGCAGAACUCCAAUCACAGCUAGACGAUGUUCAAUCGAAAUUAUCCGAAGCCACCAAGCCAACGGAAGGAGAAGCAGAUAAAUUCUCCACUGCUACAGAUCUAAUCCGUUCUGAACAUGAAGCUAAAGUGCUCGAGCUCACGGAAACUCAUGUAGAGGAACUCAAUGCUCUGCAGGCGAAACUGGGCGAAUCAGAGUCACAGAGGUCGGAGGCGGAAUCUCGAUUUGUCCAAGAGCUUGAGGCUGCCAGACAGCUAGCGUCUCAGGAAGGUGCCUUGAAGAUAUCCGAAUUGCUCGAACAACAAAAGGAAACCCAUGCUGCUGUAGUAGCCGCCCUUGAAGCUGAUCUUGCUGCACAACGGGACACUUCUGCUGAGCUGACUGCCCAGAUUGUUACCCUGAAAGAGGAGCUGGCCACCCGUACCGCUAGCCUAGAAGAAGCUGCUAAGGCUGCUGCUGAAAAGGAGAAGGCUGCGCUUGAAACCCAUCAAGAUCAGGUGCUAAGGCUGGAAACGGAGCUGAAAGGCCGUGACGCUGUUAUCAAGAGUCUCAAGGACGAAGUGCAGACUAUCCAGGAUGCCAAGGAUCGGGAGUUGGCUGCUGCGAAUGAGGCUGCCGCGCACAUCACAGAACUUCAGGCCCAAGUUGACUCUUUCAAGGCCAAACUAUCACAACUCGAGUCUGAAAACGCAGAGGAUGCCACGCAAACUCUGGAAAAGCUUGCCGAAAAGGAAGAGGAGAUUGCAAAACUAAGCCAGGUCAUUGAGACGCUGCAGGAUGAGAUCAAGGAAGUGCAGCAGGCUAAAUCCGAAGAAUUGCUCAAACAAGCCGACUUAACCACUGCACAUGAGAAGGCUAUGGCUGCACUCCAAGCCGAGCAUGAUUCUGUCCUGGCUAGCGUAACGGCAGAACAUGCCGAGGAACUUUCCCAAGCUGUGGAAAAAUCUAAAACUGCCACCGACUCGCUCCAGCAGGAGCUGAAAGCGUUAACGGAGAAGUACGAUGCUGCUCAAGGCGAAGUUGCGAGCUCAAAGACCCAACUGGAGGAUAUAGCAAAGGGAGCCAGCGAGGCCCAUGCAGCCGAGCUACAAUCUCUACAGGAGAAACUAGACGCAACUGAAAAGGCGCUAGAAGAGGUCAAGCAGCAGGGUGAAGAAGCAAGCGCUGCCGAGAGGGAAUCCAAUUCCGCCAGCCUCCGGGAACUUGAGGGUAAAGUACGGACCUUGGAAGAGGAGCUCGCCAAAGGUAGCACUCGAAUCAAGGCUCUCGAUGACGAUCUUCAAGGCGAAAGGGCUCGGGUUGAAGGACUUCGCAAGGGUCUUGAGGCAUUCGAAGUAACUACUAAGGACAAGGAUGAGUACUACAAGUCUACCAUUUCAAGGCUGGAGGUCGCGGUCAACGAAACCAAUGAUUCCCUCAAGGAAAAGACUGAGCAGCUCGCUAGCUUCGAGGAGAAACAUACUGCUACACUUUCAGAGCUCACAGUCGCUCACAGCACAGAAAUUGAAGAUCUGAGAGCUGAGCUGUCCGGAUCGAACGACUCCGCUCUCAAAGAACUACGGGCCAGAUACAACGAGCUCGUCGCGUCGAACAUUGCCAACGACGCCACCCAUGCCACCCAGCUCGAAACCCUCAAAGCCGAACAUGCCACCGCCCUUCAGGAACUUGAAGCUAAACUCACACAGCAAUUUGAAGAUAACAAACUCAAGAUCCAGCAAGAUGCCGAGGGAUCGCAUGCGGAGAAACUUGCGGAAAUCGAAGCAGGCCAGACCAAGGCGAUUGAGGAGUUGCUUGGUGCGCACGAGGAGAAGUUGGCGAGUUUGAGGAGUGAGCAUGAAGCUGCGACGAAGGAGAAAUUGGCCGCGGUUGAGGAGGCGCAUGCUGCUGUCGUUGCGGAGUUGAAGAGGGAGUUAGAGAAGGCGAAGGAGGCUGCUGCUGCUUAUAUGACAGAGGUUGAGGGGUUGAAGGCACAGAUUGCAGCGUUGGGUGAGGAGCAUGCUUCGCAAAUUUCAAAGGCUCAGAAGGAAAAGCACGAGCUGGAAGAAUCACUUCAGACUUCCAUCUCCACCCUAAACAAGGAACUUGAGUCAGUCAAACAGGAAGCCUCUUCCCUACAGGAGCAACUUAAUGGACAGAACCAAGAACAUAGCCAAGCCUUGGCUGACCUUGAAGAAUUGAAAGCCGCUGCUGGUGAUUCAGAUGAGAAGAAGAGCACUGUUGAAGCCAAAUUUGCAGCCCUCGAGGAAGAUAUGAAUACUCUAAGCGAGAAAAACAUCACCCUUAUCCAACAACUACACGAAGCCGAAGCAUCCAUGUCCAAAGGCAGCCGACGUAUCCGGGAGCUGGAGUUCGAACUCGCCGAAUCGAGACUCAAGAAGCCAGAAUCGGCAAAUCUUUCCAACGGCUCGAACGCGAAAUCCUCCAGCGGACUAGAUGAUAGCAAAUGGGCAGUUAAGGAAGAUGACAUGCCUGCUGCGGGCGACGAGCAGGCCGAUACUGCCAAGGUACUGCCAGAAGACGCUGGUCCUACCACUACUGAAGAUGGCCAGCAUUCGGGAACAGCUCCGCCAGCUUGAGGAUGUAAACGAGGGCAUGUUCGACGAGAACGCUAGAAUUGUGGACAUGCUUUCCAAAGUCGGCCGGGAUCCUACACCGCCAACCCCAGGCACACCCACCCCAUCCAACAACGACAACAACAAGUUCAAACCCGUAACCGACGUGACCGUCGAAGCCGUUGAAGCCACCUCGUAAGCACACGUAUAUGAGAUCAAACAAAGAAAAGGAAAAAAAAAACCAAAAAAAAGAAAACAUAUAUCACUAUUCAUCACCAUGCACCGCACCGCAUCGCUCAUUCGCUACGGCUACAUAACUCUUCGCCCGUGCAUGAUAUGAUAUCCGUUUUUAUCAUCUCCUUUUCAUUCUCCCCCACCUCGCCCCGCCUCCUACAUCAACCUGGACCAUUAUUAUUAUUUCACUGCCAGAUGAGGCUGGCGGGGUAAUAUACACCCAAGCGGCCCCUUUCCCUUCAUGAUGGAUGAUGUUUGAAAACUAACUGUGUGAUGCGUGCAUAAUGGAUGAUGGGUGUGGAUUUUAUUUUCACUUUGAUUUUUAUUCAACUUAUUGCCUGUUUGAUGUUGCCUGGGGCGAAGGUGUAUUUUCUCCGAGAGCGGAUAAAUAUGUAUGAACGAAAACUAUUUUGUCAAUGUGUAUGCCCCUGUGCUUGUUUGCGCGGCAUCCAACCCCUAUAUUCUAGCUCUUUUUUUUUUCUUUUUUCUUUUUUUUUUUUUUCCAAACAGUCGUUGAUAUCCCAUAACCCCGUUUAUCUUUAUGUCCUCCAAAAUCUCCCGGCACCUUUUACACUUUUUGUACGUGUCGUUCACGGGUACAGUAAUUUCUAUUCCUCUUUCCCGCCGGCUUACCUCCCCUGUGUCUCUGUCACGGAUUUAUGUACCGGACAGAAAGACUCCGUUGCUGCUGUUGUUGAUGUUUAUUUUUGAGAUAUCUUCUUGUUCUUCUUUCUUCUCUUCUUUUUUUCCUUUUCCCCUUUUCCUUUUAUUUUCAUUUGUUUCCUAAAUGUUUCUUAAUCUCUAUUCCCCAUUUCCUGCUGAUAUUUUACCUUUUAAUUAAUUGUAUCUGAUUUAUUUUUUCCUUAUUUUUCCUAAUAUAUCUUCUAUGCUUUCUUAUUUACGACCAUCAAUUUUACUCUAUUGUUCCACUUACAUACUAGUUCCUGCUUCUACCUCUGCUUCUUCUUCUGCUUCUGCUUCAUUUUUGGAAUACCUCUUUGGUUUCUGCUUGUGUACAUGUGCUCUCGGCAAAUCCACGUCUUGGGAAGCGACAAAUCUAAAGCGCGUGCUUUUCUCUCCCCUCUACUGAAGUUUUUAGCAAGAUAACCCUGGCAAAUUGACGUAUUGGUUGGUUCGUGGGAGACGUGAAAUUGUUGCAAUUCAAUUCAAUCGAAAUUUACAGGCAGUUAAUUAAAAGAUGAGACAAGGGUUAGAAUAGAUGCUUGUAAAUCGAUCCUCUUCCUUCUCCCCCUUUUCAGAUCCCCCUGCCCUCUCGUCCCCUCUGUUAUUUACUCUCGGCUACCAAGCAUCUAUUCCGCGCCCAGUCAGGAGAUAAUCAAUCAAUAGUCGCGAUAAGACCGUGCCCCUGUUGCAAGAAAAAGAUGGUCGGUUCGCUU